Messenger RNA from Styela clava, 1324 nucleotides. RefSeq lists its product as uncharacterized. NCBI's taxonomy places the organism in Eukaryota, Metazoa, Chordata, Ascidiacea, Stolidobranchia, Styelidae. The record is from RefSeq and is a predicted model, not a curated record.
AUGAGUUCGGACAACAGUAAUACUUCUCAUCAGUUGAUCGUCCCGGCCUGGGUCGGAGAAAAUCAAUUCAUAAUUGCUAGGGGAAAAAAUGGUCAUUUGGAACAGUGGCACACGUUCAAUCAUUUGAAAGCUGGAGAUAAAAUUUCGACUGGAAUUUCUACGCAACCUCAUUACUGGCGUUUGGAAAGGCUUGCAUACGACGAUACCUAUGGUUGGAGUUUUUAUGCGAUCAACAGCUCGGGCACUAAAUUAUACGUGACAUAUGAUGAUAAUGGAAAUAUACAUCUGCGUUCAUCAGUAAUGGAAUCAACAAAACGAUUAUUUGACGCACUCUUGAGAUCUGAUGGAGGAGUAUUUCUCCGAGAACCUAAAAAUACAGCUGGCCAAAGUCCGGCUAAAUUCUUGACAACGGACAGCACAGGACAUUUUCAUAUGGUUUCUGAUGAAAAUCCUGGCCGAGAAUAUGAAUGGUUUAUCUUGAAAACUCUUCACGCUAUAGGAUAUCAACAUCGAAUGCCUUAUUAUGUUGAAAUGUUCGUUCAUGAAGGAACUAAUAAAUGGAUAAGUCAAUAUGUACAUGCUCAUACUGAAAUUCAAGUAAACCAAAGCAGUAUCCAACAUGAAUGGCGAGUCACUACAGGAGACCGUUGGUCGUUUUUUAGUGGUGUUUACCAUGCUCACCAUGUUGUUGCUGGUGGUUUAGAUCUCAUACAUCUCGACAUCGUUGAUAUUGAAACAAGUCGAUUGUUUCCCGCAGAGGGAAUUUCUGAGCGAUACAUGUUUCAGUCGCCACAAAAAGAAGAAUUGUAUGUAGGUCAUGACAGUGGGACUGUAACACUGACUGCCAAAAGUCAUGCUACCUGGUGGGAACCAACAUUAAUGCGUAUGUCAUAUGUGGGAAAAUCCUUCCUCGUACAUUAUUACCCGCCGCUUGAUAAAACAGAUCUUCCAUCUCAUCCUCAACCCCGCACCGUUAUUAUUUAACUUCCAAUCAAUUCAUGUAAUAGAUACUACAAAUUGUCAACCCUAGACAAGCACGCUCACUCACAUUGUUACCCCCAUAAUUUUUUCAAAAUCUUAGCUGCAUACAAUUAUGUAUUUUAUAUUUAUUGGACAUAUAUCUGAGUUCUAGCGCGCCAUAGGCCACUGGUGGGAUUCAAGGGGUUCACGCUAAACCGUUGGCGCUCCUGAGUAUGCGUAUCAAAAUGGCGGACACUGGAACGUAGUAUGUGUACCAGGUUAGGGUUAGGCCAUAAUCUUAGGUGCAAAUACUACGGGAGUCACUUGGCUAGUCCAAGAAUUCGUAAUAGAACUAAAAAAAGGA